Messenger RNA from Heterostelium album PN500, 5265 nucleotides. Its product is annotated as winged helix DNA-binding domain-containing protein. Gene Ontology annotation, cellular component: transcription factor TFIIIC complex. The coding region runs from base 1 to 5265 and encodes 1754 amino acids. The transcript has 16 exons. Lineage: Eukaryota; Evosea; Eumycetozoa; Acytosteliales; Acytosteliaceae. Gene Ontology annotation, molecular function: DNA binding. Gene Ontology annotation, biological process: 5S class rRNA transcription by RNA polymerase III; transcription initiation at RNA polymerase III promoter. The record is from RefSeq and is a predicted model, not a curated record.
AUGUAUAUAGAUGAUAUUAUUAUUAGAGCAAUAGAAGAAAUAUCGUUGAGUGGUGAACAAGGUUUAUCACCAAAACAACUAUGGUCACUAUUGGAAAAGUCAAAUAUAAUAAACAACAACAAUAACAAUAGCAAUAGCAACAAUGACAACAAUAAUAGUGACAAUAAUAAUAAUAAUGACAAUAAUGUAAAUAAUAAAUUAACUUUAAAUAGAUUUAUAAAAUCAUAUAUACAUAAAGCUUUAUUACAAAACACAUCUAUCAACAUAAUACAAUCUGUAAAAGAUGGUGAUGACAAUAAAGAUAAAGCUAAAGAUAAAGCUAAAGAUAAAGGAAAGAGUAAAUCAAAAGAUAAAGAAAAAGAGAAAGAGAAAGAGAAGGAUAAAGAAAAGGAAACAGAGAAAGAAAAUGAGGAGGAGGAAGCCGAGGAGGAAGCCGAAAAAAGAGAAGAAUCAAUGUCAAUUGUUCUUGUACCAAAAGAAGAGGAUAACGAAGAUAAUCAACUUGCUGUAAAAGGUGAGGAUGAAGAUGAAGGUGAAGUUGAUCCAGAGACUGUUUUGAUACCUAGAGUAAACCCAUUGUUGGCACCAUCCAAGUUGACAUCGAAUGCAUGGCUAAAGAAGCUUAAGAAAGACCAGGAAACUGCGGUCUCUGCGGAAUACAUUGCAAAGAGAGAGAGUCAAGAUCUGGAAUUGGUCGAAGACCAAAUUAUCUAUUGUGCCAACAAUGAUCUUCGUUCAAAGGCAUACGGUGUCGAUACCAAUGGAAUAACACUGAACGUCCUACAAUCAAAGAUCAUAUCGAUGAUUGCACUCACCAGAUACCAAGGUUGUCUACAAAUGGAUCUCUCCGAUACUUUGAGAAUCGAUGCAAGAAACAUCUUUCAUCCUAUUCAACAUCUAAUGGUUAAAGGUUUAAUUAAAAAGACAGCUGUUUAUAGACAAUCUUCACCAGGUCAACCUGCUACAACAACAAAGAAACUAUAUUUAACUAAAUUCUUUGACAAAAGAGAACCACCCGAUGCACCUUGGUUACCAAUGGGUUAUAUUCAAUUCAAGAUUUGUGAAGCACUCGCCAAUAGUCCAAACAAAGAAAUGUAUAUAAUCGAAUUAAUAAGUUUACUUACAAGGAAUAAGAUAUCUACACCUACUACAAUCAAGAAGAAUAAGAUGAUUUUACAGAAUGAAGGUUAUAUUGAAUGUAGAGAAGGUUAUUUGAACAAAAAGAUAACAACAACAACAACAUCAUCAUCUGUUAAACAAGAGGAGGAGGAGGAUGAAGAUGACGAUGAUGAAGAUGAUGAACCAACUACUAGUAGUAAAGGAAAAUCAGCAUCUAAAUCAAAGAAGAAGAAGACCUCCAACCGAAAGAAGAUGCAGAUUGUCAGAUUGGUUAAACCAUUCAAUUGGGAGAAUGCCAAUAAGAGUGAGGAAAUAGAUCAACCAAACGAUGAAGAGAAUGAAGGUGAAGAAGCUGAUAAUAUUAAUAAUAGUAAUAAUAGUAAUAAUGGAGUUGGUUUUAGUUACCUAAAUAAUCCUUUGGUUGAUGAAAAGACAGUGUUAUCUCAGAUGUAUGAGAUGAUUGCAUCCAGUGGUGAAGAAGGUAUGACCAUACCAGAAUUGACUUCACAUAUCAAGGUGUACUCGAACAAACAUAUCACUGCAGGUGUAAGAGAGUUAAUCGGUUUCUAUCGAUUGAAGAUCAUUCCUAUCGUACAGGGUAGACAGAUGGUAUACAAAUUGAAAGCAGAUCCAGCACACAUUGGGCAAAACAUCGAACUAUUAGAAUAUCCUGUUAGUAAGGAUGUUACAGAAGCAGUAGAAUCACCUAGAGAUAUUGAUAUGGAUGAUAAUGGUGGUGGAAAUAAUAACGAUGAUGAUGAUAAUGUAGAUAAAGUAGAAGAUGAUGAAAAUAACAACAACAAGAAUUGUAAAAAUAAGAAUAAGAAGAAUAAUAAGAAUAUCAAAGAUAGUAGUACUAAAGAAACAAAGAAUAAGAAGAUGGAAAUACAAGUAUCAACACCAUCUCCUGUUGUACAAGAGUUUUCAAUGCCACUCAUUGUUAAACAUAAAGUUAAACCUAAAUCAACAUUAUAUCUCCAAAGAGAGAAAGUUGUGAUGGAAAAGAUAAAUGAGGUUACUGGUUUAUUAUUUACAACAUUAUUAGAUUAUAUGACUAAAGAUCAAAAAGACAAUGUUGAUACAAAGAUUUUAAUGCAUAUCGUAAAUGAAUUAGAGGUAGAAGGAAAAGUAAAGACAUUCAAAAUAUAUAUUCCAUUGUUGACUGGUGUUAUUAAUAAGAAUGCAACGUUUAUAUUCGAUGCAAAGUACGAAGCAACCGAUAAUAUUAUCAAGGAUAUCAUUCGUAACAUCAGAGACAGUCACUCCUCUAUGACAAUGAGUCUAAACUCAAAGGAAGGUAAAGAGAUAUUAGACAUGCAAAAGCCGUCAAUACAUUUCAACAAGAAGAUCGGUUUGAAGUAUGGUAUGAUACCAGCACUCUACCUUCGUAUUAAAUUUCUUCACCGACUCAUAUUGGAAUACGUCAUCAGUGAGAAACAAAAGCAAACACAAUCUAAAGAUAAUAUAGAUGUAAAGAUGGAAGAUAUUGUAAAUAAUCAAGAUAAUAAUAAUAAUAAUAAUGAAGAUGAUAACAACAAUAACAAUAACAAUAACAAUAACAAUAACAAUAACAAUAACAAUAACAAUAAGAAUAUCAAUGAUAAAGAUAAACAAUUGGUUGAAGUAGAGAUGGUAGAAAUACCAGAACAAUUUACAUUAUAUCUCAAUUCUUUCUUGAAAAGGAUGAAAGUAGAUGAUUAUUUAAAGAUUAUACCUCAAUAUCAUGAGAUUGAGAAUCUUGAGGAGUAUGUAAUGGCAGGUACCCCCAUUAUAGAUAUUCCAAAGGAGAUACGUGCCAAUCUCUUUGGAAAGAGUUAUGUAGCUCGAUUGAAUACCUUGGCAAAGAUUAUGAAGACAUUAGGUUUACUUAAUAUCAAAUAUGAAUCUAAUUUAAUUCAAUAUAUAUAUUUGAGAGAUGUAACAUUGGAUGAAAAGACCUAUUCAAUAACAGAUAGCGAUAGUUUAAAUGAAUAUUGGAAAGAUCUACAGUGUAUUGGUCUUUCUGAUAAGAUUCAUCCCGAGUUGAGCGAGAAGUUGCCAUCGAUUCAGAACACUGCAUUCUGGGGUGUAGCUACAGGUGUUUCCAGAGAAACAAGAUCACAUGUCUACAGUGUAUUCAGAAGAGAUCCUCCAAUGACAAAAACUGAAUUGAUUGAAAUCUCAGUGUCACAGAAUCUAAGACUUGCCAAGGUCGAAUCAUUGAUACUUCGAAGAUUGGAAGCAAAGCAAAAGGUGACCAAUAUUCUUGCGAAAGACAAGAAGAAGAAGGAUCAAGAGAUGGUCAAAGCAACUCCGUAUCGUGCACAACGUUGGUCACAUGACGAAGAUAUCAAGCUGUUGAAUACUACUCUGAAUGUAUUCUCAAAGUACCUCGAGGAACUGCCUUCAUACAAUCAAAAGUUAGUUACUCCUUCUGGUGUGCCAACCUCGAACAAUAAACUCUGGGAAAAGGUAGCUCAAAUCGUUGAGAAACCAUCGUUACUCUGUCAUCGUAGAGUAACCAGAUUAAUCAAACUAUACUCUUCAUUUAGAAUACAACUACAAUCUCAUUUACAAUAUAAAUUAAAUAGAUUAAAUCAAUUUGAUUUACCAGCAACAAUUGAUAUUGUAACUAAUCUAUUCGAACCAGUGUUAUCAACCAAAGAUAGCUUUUAUUUCUCUAGAUUUGAUAAAACUGAAGAUAUCAUUUUAAGAGAAAAGAUAUUGUAUCAAAUCUAUAUUCCAGAAGAUGUAUUUAAUCUUGAAUAUGGUAAACAACUUAUUCCUGAAGAUGGAAAGAUUAAUUGCUUUAGAGUUGUAGAUCAAAUGACAAAGGAUAAAGUAAUUAAAUUCUUGGCAAAGAAUUUCAAAUCAAGAAGAUUCGGAUUAGCUAGAAAUCUAUUAAUAAGUAAGAAUGGUUGUAUUGAUGGUACUUUAUUCUUUAAUGAGAGUCAACAGUUGCUGACUGUAGCCAAGCGUAUACCGGUUGAUCGGUUCGACGAUAGUGAUCUAUUCCAUUUCGAACCACUGACCUCUGGUGGUACUGUUGCUCAGGCUAUCAAUUUGAUGCAUCAAGACAAAUUCAAACCAAUGAUUGGCAUGAAGUGUGAUUUGGAGUUGGAAACAUCGGAACCAAAGGACAAAAAGAAAUCAAAGCCCACCGUAAGGCUACCCAAGAUAGCAUCGAAUAUUGAUCCAAUCGUUACCAAAUAUAUCGGUGUUUCAUUUGAUGUUCCAAAGGUUAUCGAUCACUCCUACUUGAAGAGAUUGUAUUCAGAGGAUUAUGAUAUUGAAGAUGAACAAGUCGAUACUGACUCGGAUCCAGUCUAUAGAAAGUUGAAGAAACAGUUUAUUGAAGAAGAAGAAGAUAAUGACUAUGAUCAAUCUGAAGAAUCUCCUACAACUUCAACGACCACUACAACAAAUACAACAUCAUCAUCAAUAAUAGCUAUUGAUGAAUCAGUUAAUCAAGUACAAUCUAGUCUUUCAACUGAUUGGAUCAAGGAGGAAUACUAUAAGAAUGUAUAUAACCAAGAUCAAGAGCAUAUCAUUGACAAGCUUGCAUUCAACGAUCUGGAGGAAGCAGACGAGGAAGUGCUUGACCGUGUGUAUAGAGAGGCUCCAAAUAUCCUCAAGAAUCUGAUCCAACUCAAGAGAAUACAAGUCCUGUAUGGUUUCUAUGAGAAGAUCUUUGUUGCCACUCAAUUCAUUGGAAACAUGAUGUUACCAUUGGGAAACAACGACAUACCAUUGGAACACAAGAUAAUGUUACGACCAUGGGUCAGUAUCGAUGGACAAAUCGACAUCAAAGUAUUUAAUCAAAUCAUUUUUGAGAUUAUCGUUUUAAUAAUGGAAGGUCCAGGUAUUACAUUGGAAUCAUUAUCAUAUGAAUUAAGAUAUUAUAACCCAUCAUUUAUAAAAGAGGUAACCGAUUUAUUACAUCGAAUGGAAUUCAUAAAAGCUCAACACUAUGAAUAUACACCACCAACUCUUUUUACAGAAUCAAGAUAUGAAAUAUUCCCAGCGUCUUAUACAGAUUCACUACUCUUUUCGAAACCCUCAGAUUAUGAUCCAAAGGAAACAAUCAAACAAUUGUUUUAUCCAAUGGAGAAUAUUAUCAAUUUACCAACUGAAUUUUCAACUUUUUUACAUUUAUUGGACACUUAA